UCCGGGUCUAGCCCUCACCACAGCACAGUUGGUAUGUUGUCAAGAAGGCACUUGCGAGACCCAACUUAGUCGUCUACACACAAUCGCCGCGUGAAUCGCAACUGGAAUACUGAGCAUACUGAGGACCGCAUUAGCAGCAGCCUCACUCCUCUUAGUCUUAGCCUUGUAGUUGUACGCCACCACACUCUGACUCAUGCUCAACAGUCUACAGCUAGCUAUGUACAUGCACGAUGGUUGAGGGCUAGCACUCGCGUUGUACAGGCGACGAACUGCAUCGCUGCUACUGUUGGUACCAUCAGAUGCUACAGCCUCGUCCGUUCAGUGAGUCCAACACUAUCAACACCCACGUAUGGCCACACGCAUACACACACGUACGUCCCCCAUCAUCAUGGCCCCGCGCAGAGUAAACACUAAUGCUGAUGUCCUGCUGAGACAGCGCUGACAGGGAACUUGGAAGGGUAUAAGAGGAGAGGCUUGCGCCACUCCUGCUGUCACUGAACCGUGGUUCUGCUCGUAGGCACCUAUCCGCGGCUACCGGUCCAAGCAGGAGAACACCUAAGCCGCCAGUCUAUUCCGGGAGGAGGGACUGCGUCAACAGGCAAGGGAAGAUGUCCUUUCAAUCCUUUCUUAUACCACUCCUGCUCUUGAGCUAUGUCAACAUGUACUACUGUCUCAAAACUAGUAAAGGAUGCUGGAAAUCCGUUGACACCAAACAGACGUUCCUGGGCCUUGCGGAUCGGCCUCUACCUCUGGCAGAGUUCCGGAAAACUUUGGAUGACACAUCCGCCCAAGCGAACGCACCCGCUGGUUAUACUGCAGACUUUAGCAGCAGAGGUGAAGCGGGCGGCAGUGACAGCAGCAAUGUUGUGAGUGACCUGGAGGCUGACAUGGGUUGGCUGGAUGUGAACAUGGACACAGGGUACGUGACGGCUACGAACGUCCGCCUCACCGACUGUGACAUAUCUCAGCCCGCCUCUCACGUCAACGGCCACAAGUGGCUGUCCAAGGAGGUUCUGAGGGAACGUCUUGGAGAGCGAUUACGCGGUCACACCACAAGAAGCAAUAGUAAUUCUGACCAUCAGCAGCAGCAGACCCCUGUGACUAGCACUAGUACCGGCAGUACCAAUACUAACAGUGAUAUGAUUGAUGCACAGCGCCGCCGUCGCCGCCGUAAACGCGAGGUUUGCGGCAAAGAUAAUCGUCAUCGGAUCCACGCGGCUACCAACUAUCCCGGAGCAUCCGUGCUGAAGGUCAUUCUUGAUCACAACCGCUGCACGGGAACGCUGAUAAGUCCCAUGCAUGUCUUGACCGGUGCUCACUGCAUCUAUAACUAUACUGUGGCCGCUUUCAACGUGGGAUAUCAACACACGGUGGUGGGUUUACCCAGGCCGAACAAGACCAGUCCGUGGAGGAUAGAUUUCUACACGCACAGGGUAGUGGGAAUGUACCUUCCAGCACGCUACGUCGAGCCGCGCGGGGCGAGACGUGAAGAGUACGACUUCGCUGUGCUGGUGUUGCGACACUGCCUGCGACAGCCCUACAUGAAGGUCUCCAGUGUGCCCCGCCACUGGAUGCGUAUGAAAGAGCCGCGACCUUCGCGCAACUGCAAGGUCCGCGGUGCGUCCAGUAAUCACACCAAUCUGCACAUGAUUGCCUUUGCCGAGGACAAGCGUCCCAACACGUCCCUGUGGUAUACAUCGUGUAUCAUGCACGGGGUGCAGCAUGGCCUGUUCAAGCAGUACUGCGAUGCAGUGAUGGGCAGCAGUGGCGCAGCGCUCUACACGUACCAGCCAGAGGAGAUCACGUUCAACGCGGGCAGGUCCGUGGUGGAACGGAUAGAACAUCGGAUCCGGGGCGUGUUCGUGGGUCACAUGACGUCACCAGGGUACAACUUCAACAUUGGCCUGGCUAUAACGGAGGAGAAGUUAGCAAUGAUUUGCCAGUGGACCAGGGCAUGCGACUUGCCCAUCUGGGAGGACAUCCGGAUGCUGCGGAAACCCUUCAAGAAGAUGCUUGAUCAGGAGUACAAACAAUUGCGCUGCAAGAGCAGGAAGAAGUCGAAGUUCAUUUUCCCAAAGGCAGGGUAAACCAGGUUAAGUUAACACGCCAUCUUCUACCACUCCUGCUACUGCAAUGAAGUUCAUGUCCCCAAAAGCAGGGUAAACCAGGUUAACACGCCAGCGCGACAUUGUCUACCACUCCUGCUACUGCAAUGUUUAUGUAGGACUAAGUAUGUACCUGCGUGAGUGACUGUCUUGAGAUAAUGUUACUUGAAUAAUUCUGCCAGUGUCUUAUUACACGAAUAAGCACAUUCCACGAACUAUCCAGAUUUGAAGAACACAGAAUUUAUGAUUAUAUUGUUUUCAUCAGAACGACACCCUGUCUGAAUUCUGACACGCCAAGAGUGCGAGAAUCCUUCAGAAAAGCACUUCUUGACAACGAACUGACAAAUGACAGCAAUAAUUCUGACAAUCAGAGUUCAUUUCACGGACGAAUUGCGGAUAGUAAUCGACACUUGCCAAAUGUCGCCACCGCACGUCCAUAAUCACGCACAGAGAAUGUUGCAGCGUUAGCGAAGUGCAGCGAGGGAGGCUUGACAAAAACUGAAAAGGAUGCGUACAUGAUUGACAUAAUUAUACUACCAUAAGUGUAGUAUUUAUGUAGUAGGGUUCACACAGUCAUACUAUUAUUAUGUAAUUGUCAGUUCUGAACUUCUGAUCGCAAGCAAGGACAGUUAGGCUCUAGAUAA
Messenger RNA from Sycon ciliatum, 2749 nucleotides. RefSeq names its product serine protease 23-like. Gene Ontology annotation, biological process: proteolysis. Lineage: Eukaryota; Metazoa; Porifera; Calcarea; Leucosolenida; Sycettidae. The coding region runs from base 609 to 2087 and encodes 492 amino acids. The record is from RefSeq and is a predicted model, not a curated record. The transcript has a single exon. Gene Ontology annotation, molecular function: serine-type endopeptidase activity.